AUGUGUCAAUAAUUAUUAAUUAAAUUCAUCAAAAAUUUGUGAAUGCAAUCUUCCAAGUUAUGUUAUAACUUCAGGAAAUAAUUGUACAAGUAAGAAAUUAAGAAUACAAAGAUUGUUCCACCUCUAUAUCUAAUUGUACUGCUUGUAAUUCCACUGGAUGUUAAUCUUGUGAUUCAGCAUAUUUUGUAUAAUCAGGAAAUUGUGUAUAUUGUGGAUCUAAUUGUUUAUCAUGUUCAGUAUCAACAGCAUGUGUAACUUGUGCCACUGGUCAUUUUGGAGCAACAUGUACACCAUGUCAUUAAAGUUGCCUAAAUUGUUCAAAUUCUGGACCUAGUAAUUGUAUCUAAUGUAAAAAUAAUGCCCAUUAAGAUGUGUUGGGUGCUACUUUUGGGUGUGUUUGUGAUUCACAUUAUUACAUGGACUCAAAUUAUGAAUGUUAAAUUUGUGAUCCAAAUUGCAAUUAAUGUUCUACUUCAAGUUCUUAUUGUACAGAUUGCAAUUCUUCUUUUAAGAGAAUUUUUAAUAGCAAUAGUUGCCUUUGUGAUACUGCUAAUGGCUUUUAGGAACUAGGAACUUACUAAUGCUAUAACAUAGAUUGUGGAUAUGGAUGCGCAGAUUGUGUGCCUAUAGCUUUUGGAUUUGCUUGCAAUUCUUGUAUGGGAAGUGAAACAUUUAGAAUAAAUGACCCUUUAUAAAAUUGCCCAUGUUAGGAUGGUUAUUAUGAUGUUCAAGCUAGAAUUUGCUUAUGUAUUUUUUAUUAUAAACUUUAGAAUGUCCAUAUUAAUGUUCUACUUGUUAAUUAGACCCAUUGACUAAUCUACCAGUAUGCAUCAAAUGUUAAAUAAAUAGAGAUAAAGAUGAUUUCUGUAGGUGUGCAAAAGGAUUUUAUGAAAGUGGGACGGAUUGUUUGACAUGCCCUCCAAAUUGUUCUAGUUGUAUGGAUUAAUAUCGUUGUAUCAAAUGUAUUAAUACAAAUUUUGAUCACAAUAAAAUAAAUGGAUAAUGUGUAUGUAGUCUAAAGAAUUUUAAUAAUAAAUCUAAUUGUUCAUGUUUAGAUGGAUACUAUCUUAACAAUAUCAAUAAAAAAUGUUUACGUAAUUUAUAUAUCUUAUAUAGCCUGUCAUUUUAAUUGCAUUACCUGUAUAUAUACAGCAACCAAUUGCUUAAGAUGUAAUGAUUAUCAUGCAUAACCACCAAAUUGUGAAUGCUCUCCUGGAUUUUAUUUGUAAGAUCUGCAAUGUUUGCCUUGUAAAAAUAACUGUUUCAAAUGCAAAUCUUAGUCCGAAUGUCUGGAUUGCUCCGAUUAGAUGCAAUUAAUUAAUAACAAAUGCUAUUGUUAAAAUGGGUAUUUCAAUUUACCAAAUUCCUAUGAUUGUCAACCUUGUGCUACUUAAUGUACUGCCUGUAGACACUAAGAAAAUAAUUGCACAUCCUGCAAAUUUAAUAGAAUUUUACCUUAAAAAUGCAUAUGUCCUGAUGGAACUUAUGAAGUUGAUGUAUUUACUCCAUGUAAUGAUUGCGACAAUAAAUGCAAGCUUUGUGAACUCUCUUCCAAUAACUGCUUAUAAUGUUCUCUUUAUAGAAUCAACCCUCCAAGUUGUGAUUGCAAAAUUGGUUAUUUUGAAAAUGAUUAAUAAACCUGUUAAGAAUGUAAUAAGAGAUGUAAGUCAUGCCAAAAUACUCCUGAAACUUGUAUAGAAUGUAAAAUGAUCACUACUGUUCCUCCAGAAUGUUCAUGUCCGGAUGGUUAUUAUUAUGUAUAAGAAUAAGGCUGUGUCUAAUGUCAUUCUAGAUGUAAAACUUGUAUUGGCUCCAAUGAAUAUAAUUGUCUUUCUUGUGAUGAAUCAAAGAACUUUGAAUUACUCUAUAAUAAAUGUGUUUGCCAAAAAAACUAUUAUUUUCAAAAUGACUCUUGCCUCUAUUGUUCUAUUGAAGUUGAGCUAUGCUAAACUAUAUAAUGUGGAAAUGGUAUAAUUUAGAAGGGUGAAUAAUGUGAUGACUGGAAUAAUGAUGAUAGAGAUGGGUGUUCUAAAAAUUGUAAAUUUGAAGAAGGAUAUUACUGUGAAUCCGUAUCUAAUAUGAAGCUUCAUGUUUCUAUUAAGAUAACUAAGUGUAUUAAAUGUGUUGAUAAUUGCAAAGUUUGCAAUAAAAACAAAUGUUAAAUUUGCUACAGUGGUUACUUUAUCACUCCUAAUUUUGACUGUUAAAAAUGCGAGUAAAUCUUAUUUCUAAUGAUUUCAUAGUUUUCAUUGCAAAGAGUGUUCAGGACCACAAUAAAAGGAUUGUAUAUCUUGCAUCAAAGGAACUGAUUAUGGUUUGAGUUAAAAGUGUGCUUUUUGUGAAGAAACCUAAGGAUUAUACACCAAUAAAGAUAAAUGUGUUUCAAAGUGUGGGGAUGGGAUUAAAAAAAAUGAUGAAUAAUGUGAUGAUGGAAAUAUCAUCAAUAAGGAUGGAUGUUCAGAGAAAUGCAAAAUUGAAGAAGACUGGGAUUGCUCAAAAUAACUCAAUACUAUAAGUUCUUGUUACAAAUUAAAUAUACCAUUAGCUACCAUCUCAUUUAAUAGAGUUAAAGAUUUCUAUUAAUCUGAAAGGUAAGGAUCUAUUGCAUUUAAUAAAGUAUUGACAAUACCUAAUUCAUCAAUAAUAAAUGCAUGGAAAUAUACUAUCCUCAAUUAAACAACAUCAACUUACUCUGUUAAUUUGACUGCUCUUUUAGAUUUAGAUGGAUAUUUGGAAUCUGUUCAAAUUGAUUUGAAACUCCUAUAAUCCAUCUCUGAAAUUGUAUUUCAAGUCGACUUUACAACUUUUAUCAUCACUGAUGCCAUAGAUCAAUACCCUUUAAAAACUACUAAUAUAUCAAUUGAAUUAACUAAAUACAUUUAGCUUGGAUAAGAUACACUGAGUACAUCUAAGGCAUCUAAAUAAUUUGCCUCUUCUGUCUUAUUUAUUUUGGGGGGUGUUUCACUUUUAGGAUUGUUAAUGGGGAGCUUAGAAUUUUAUUGGAAUGUCCUUGAUAAUUUAUAGAUUCUCUCUUAUAUCACAUUUAUUAAUGUUAACUUCCCUUAUUUACACAACAAAUUCUUGGAGAUAUUUCAAUUUGCAAGAUUUGAAUUUACAAAUGACUAUUUUAAAUUUGAUGUUGUUUAAGAUCUAGAUUAUAAUUAGAAUAAAGAUUAUCCCUUGAUUGUUGAAAAGCAAGUAGAAUAUAAUUUAGUGAUCAAUUUGAGUUCAAUUAUAGUUUUAUGGGUAACUCCUAUAAUCUUAUUAGUGUUGGCUAAGAUCAAUUUAUUUUUUAUCCAUGAAGUCUUGA
Paramecium octaurelia is the source of this 3310-nucleotide messenger RNA. NCBI's taxonomy places the organism in Eukaryota, Ciliophora, Oligohymenophorea, Peniculida, Parameciidae. The record is from the annotation of a GenBank genome assembly.